UGAAAUUUUACCGCAUGUUUUUGUUUACAAACUUAUACUCAAUGCGUUUUGCUUAUGCUCAAUGCACAGCGGGGAAAAAUGGGUUGUAAGAAAAUAGAUAAAAGAAUUCGAUAUGUCAUUGAAAACUGUGUUUCAUAUCGUUAUAGAUCUAUGUUUUUUAUUCUUGGAGAAAAGGCUAGAGAACAACUUGUGUUCCUGUAUCGAAUUUUGUCAAAAUCUAGAGAAGAUGCUAAUAUUCCAAAACCAACAGUUCUUUGGUGUUACAAGAAAGAUCUUGGAUUUAACAUGUUCCACCAUAAGAGAUUGCGCCAACUGAAGAAAAAAUUUGACGGAAGUUAUUCAGUAUGUAAAGACGAUGUAUUUGAUAUCUUUCUUGUAUCUUCCAAUAUUCAGUUCUGCCAUUUCAGGUAACAGUAUCAGGCU
Stegodyphus dumicola is the source of this 423-nucleotide messenger RNA. RefSeq names its product RNA cytidine acetyltransferase-like. Gene Ontology annotation, cellular component: nucleolus; 90S preribosome. The record is from RefSeq and is a predicted model, not a curated record. Lineage: Eukaryota; Metazoa; Arthropoda; Arachnida; Araneae; Eresidae. Gene Ontology annotation, biological process: rRNA acetylation involved in maturation of SSU-rRNA. Gene Ontology annotation, molecular function: ATP binding; tRNA binding; 18S rRNA cytidine N-acetyltransferase activity.